Brassica rapa (field mustard) is the source of this 3969-nucleotide messenger RNA. Its product is annotated as putative defensin-like protein 170. NCBI's taxonomy places the organism in Eukaryota, Viridiplantae, Streptophyta, Magnoliopsida, Brassicales, Brassicaceae. The record is from RefSeq and is a predicted model, not a curated record.
UCUAAAGCCCAAUAUGUUAACAUAGUAAUAAUGGAAUUGAUCAUUUAAACGGUCCAUAAACAAUAAGAUAUCAUUUGGUUGCUAUAAUAAAGGUUAGUUGUAAUAUUUAGUUGUAUUUAAUAGGCAGGACUAAAAAUGAAUAAAUGCAAUAACCUUGAAUAAGUAAAUUUUUUAAAAAUCUUCUCUCUUAAUAGUAGUAUAGAUACAAAAUACCAGAUUGCGUUGAUAUAUUUCUUUAUAUUUCAUUUAAUUUUUAAAUUAUUUAUAUAGACAACCUUAAUUUUUGCAAAUCAAAAUUUUUAUUAAUAAAUUUAAAACAAUAAAUAAUAAAUCAAAUCAUAAAAUAUUAAUAAACUGGCACAUGUCAAGAUUUUAAUUAUUAGAAUUUGCAAUGUGUUGUAAUCUAGUUAAUUAACAUUAGUCCACAUUAACAAAUUCUUAUGAGGUAUUUGACUUCAUCAAUAUGAUAUAAGAUAGUGUUUUGUUUUCCAAACUUGAUUACCUCAUAAUUUAUAAAUCUCAUUUUCGUAAUCUCUCAGUUUUCAUGUUUCCAUAUUUGUAAGUCCCAGUCAAACAAUUUGUGUUCAAACAUAUGUGUAAUGCAGUUAUGGCCAAGGCAGCUUCUUUGUUUGUUUUCCCCAUCAUGUUCUUUGUGAUGUUAUCUUUAGUUGAAUAUAAUAUGGGAUGCAUGGCGGUUAUUGGUUCGUGUCGUUAUAUUCCUGAUUGUGGUGCGUCAUGCAGGGUUAGAUUUGGAAUAAAGGCACUUGGCUAUUGUGACCGCGAUGGUGCUUAUGGAACAUGUAUAUGCACUUAUCCUUGUCUGAGUGAUAAGAUUAAUAUAUGAUUUAUGUUCUAAUUUUGAAAAAUUCUUCAAUAUGUAUAAUUAAGUAGAAAGCAAAAUUCAAAACUAUGUAAUAUCGUAGAUGCUAUGCUAUGAUGUGACGAUGUUUUGUAAUGUUUUUAAAGCAAUAUUCAAUAAACCUUUGGUAUUAAUAAAAAAUACUAUAGAACAAAGGGUAGUUAUAUAUAUUGUUGGAUGUUGGUCGUAGAAGUUAUAAAUAAAUUGAAUUCUUUCGUAUUAAAGCUGGAUCUUAUCUUACAAAAUGAUAUCGAAACAACUAUAAAGCUUAAAGUCAAAACUCAAGUUUCUUAUAAUUUUGCCUUCAACAAGACAGAUGUUCGUUUGUUUCUAGUUUUAUGGAGUCUGAAACACCGGGUAAUCUUAUAUGUUUAUAAAUUGUCAUGUUUAGUUGCUCCUUUCUCUUUCAUUUUUAUCUAUUCCUCAUCAAGGAGAGUAAUUGAAUGACAUAACUAUUCAAAAAACACGAAUUUUUUUCUUUUGAAGAGGGUUAAAAUAUUUGAUUAUUUGUUGAGACAAUUAUAUGUAUGCUAUUGGAACAUUUAGCUGGUCUAUGACUAUAUAUACGCUGCAAUUGGAUUAUCAAUAUUUAAAAUAGAAUAAUGUGGAAUGACCUAUUCUAUCCAUUCCAAAAACAAUUUGUACUAAAUCUAUUAUAUUUUUCUCUGUAUCCCGUUCAUGUUUUCAUUCAAUUUAUUUACACCAAAACAAUCUAAUGUAUAUACUAAAUGGUUUGAACAAAGAAAAACAAUUUAUAAAAUGGAUCCGGCUUAUAUAGUCCAAGUUUUAAUUAGGCUUUUUGAUUUGGGGCUCGAUUAGGUUUUAAUUAGGCUUUUUGAUUUGGGCUUCGAUUGAAAGCCCAUCUUUCUUUUGGUUAAUUUAUGCAUGGUUGAAUAAUCUGUGAAAUAAAAGUAGUGGUCGGAUUUGGAAACUAUCACUCUUGUAUCUCAGCUGGAUGCUUGACGAUGCUUCAGGAGUAUGUAAUUGUUUUACAGUUUUAUUACUAGAUUAGAUCCGCACAACGUGCGGAUGUAUAGUAAUAACACAUUAUGUUUGAACAAAGUGUAAAUGUGUGAUAUAUUAGUGUCUGUAAAUCGUAGAAUCAAUAAAACUUUUCGAAGAGAGUAUAGACAAUGUCUUUGUUAGAGCCAGAGGUGAUGGAGACAGAGUAAUUAACAUUUUGUUAAUUUCCGAAAAAAACUAAUUAAAUUACUUACUUAUUGUGUUUCAAAUUUCUUGUCAACAUGUGUAUGCCAAUAACACACACGGAUCAAACCUGAGAUCAUGUUUUAGUCAAGAACACAAAUGUUUUUUAAAAUGUUAUGUAAGUUAAGCGCUAUGAAGUUUUAUUUGGUGGUUGUAAAUCUCGAGAUUAAGUAUUAGAUAUAUUUUUAAGAGAAAAUUCAACAGAAAUCGUACUGCGUGGAAAACGAACGUGAAGGAGAUGACAAUGACAGAUAUAAUAUUUGAUGAUGGAAGAGGGACACAUGCAUUGAUGUUUCUUCACGUAAAGAAAGGCCUUCGAGUUGGCAUUUCCUUGCCUCACGAAUCUUUGUCUACCUCGUGCUUCUUUUUAAUUCUCUUGUCCUUUUAUUUGUAUAUUACUGAAAUUAUUUGUUUCUUUAUAAGAAAUGGUAUUUCAAACUGCCACAACACUCGCUACUCUGUCUCUUCUCCUGUUUGACUUUUGUCACACUUGUCUCUAUCGUCUUAACUCAACCAUGGUUUACAAUGUUUAUUGCAAAGCCCAAGCUAGCCUAAGUAUCUGCUGCUUGUAAUUUAUAAUUAUUAUUAUUUUUAACCUGAUGCUUCUCGAUAUUAUUUUGUCCUUAAUUAACAAAUAUACUAUGAUCACCAGUUAAUGGAUUUGUUUGAUUAAUUAAAUGAUUAAUCCAACUCAAGACCCCCCAUGUAUCUCUCUUUUGGUUGUUUGUUUUCUCUUAUAAUCUUUUGUUGGGAUUGUGAAAUGUGAACGUGAUGUUUGGUUCAAGAGUCAACUUCAGACGAAGGGUUGGCACUUGGCACUAUCAUUUCUGAAUAAUGUAAACCCCUCAUUUUUCAUUUUAUUCAGAUUGGUAAUUAAUGAUCAUGUGAUUUUUAUAUAUACAAUGUUCAUACCUUUUAAAUCCAUAAGAUUUGAGUUUUGGUUCCAUUUAUAUAAAUUCUAGUAACAACGACAUGAUACUGAAUUUUGAAAAUUUCAGUUUCGUGUAUAAACCCUAUCGACUAUCCGAUAAGCUCUUGAAGCAACGUAUUUACUGCUACAGAGUAUACUACUCCAAAACGUAUCACACUGUCUCGAAUUUAAAAUACCUUACGACUAUUGUCUAAGAUGAAUCGAUCGUUUGUUACGAUCUGCUAUGUAAACCAUUUAAGCUAAAACUCAAGCCCAUACUAACUAAGUAGUGGUAAUAUAUACACGUAGUGACGUACAGUCCAUUCUCAGUUAACACUCUAAAUCAUGUUCAUGUUUCAUGCCUAUCGUCAGACCACACAGAGUUUACAGAGAAUGAAAGUUUUGGUUAAUUAGAUCUUUAAGAUCACUCGUACCAUCAACCAUGUUAACGCCAGUUAAGAGAUUGUACUUGUAAUACAUAAGUGUGCAAAAGAAAAAUAAAUAAUUUAACUUGAAGGAAAAUAGGACAUUAAUUUUCAAAAGUGUUAGAACUUUUACAUUAAACAAGAAAAGAAAAAAGUGAGCUAGAACUACGUACAUUGACUUUGACAGCCGUGAUUAUAAUAUAUAGUACUUUUGAUUACUGGAAAUACAUUUAAUUAGAAGAGGCCGAAGAUGAUAAGAAGUUUUCGUUUUGUAUACAUUAGCAUCUCAAAAAAAUAAAUAAAUAAAGUUUCAGUUUAUAAAUGAAAACAGGGAGAUCCAACUAAACUUUGUUGUUGAGACUAUGUGUUUUGUCAAACAUAGGAUCCGACCAUUGUUUGUUGUGCAUGUGCCUAGAGACAUGUCCCUCGCAUCACCCUAACUACUUGUCUUCCAAAUUUAAUACUUUUCAUAUAUACUGCACCUUUCUAUAACUUAUUGAACCCAAGAAACGAUAGUGAAAAAACGAAAAUCACACAAUUUUAUACAAUGAAGAACACAUGAACCUGUA